Molecule: messenger RNA, 1509 nt
Organism: Penaeus monodon (black tiger shrimp)
Lineage: Eukaryota; Metazoa; Arthropoda; Malacostraca; Decapoda; Penaeidae
Gene: DhpD
Product: guanine deaminase-like
Exons: 10
Coding region: 53-1399 (448 amino acids)
Biological process (GO): guanine catabolic process
Cellular component (GO): cytosol
Molecular function (GO): zinc ion binding; guanine deaminase activity
Source: RefSeq, a predicted model, not a curated record
AACAUUAGCUCAUAGGUGAACGUGAAGCCGAGACGCCCAACAUCUGUUCACCAUGGCCGACUUGCAGGUGUUUACAGGAACGAUCGUCCACUCAACUGACUUGGAACCUAUGCAGAUCCUCGAAAACAUGGCCGUCGGUGUUUUGGACAACAAAAUUGUGUUUGUAGAACCGGCGAGUGAACUUCCGAAUCUGAAAACCAAAUUUAAGAUUCAAGAUACGAAAAACAUAACUUUGACCCAAAGCCAGUUCCUGAUGCCGGGUUUCGUGGACACGCACAUCCACGCCCCUCAGUUCCCCAACAACGGGAUCCACUUGGACCUUCCUCUGCUCGACUGGCUUGAGAACUACACCUUCCCAACGGAGGCUAAGUUCGCCGACGGGGACUUUGCGCGAUACGUUUAUGGAGCUGCCGUGGACCGUCUGCUUCGAUGCGGCACCACAACAGCCUCCUACUUCGGCUCGUUACACCUGGAGGGAACCAAGAUCCUCGGCGACACCGUCCUUGCCCGGGGCCAGCGCGCUCUAGUGGGAAAAGUCAACAUGCUCAUGAAUUGUCCGAGCUAUUAUCAGGAAGCUUCCGUCGAGGACUCACUCAGGGAGACUGAAGAACUUAUAGUGUACAUCAAAAAUUUAAAAUCGGAUUUAGUGCUGCCCAUCGUCACGCCGAGGUUUGCCCCGACUUGCCCGAAGGAGCAGAUGAAAGGGCUCGCUCAGCUGGCAGCAAAGCAUGACUGCCACAUCCAAAGCCACAUCUGCGAAAGUCGAUCGGAAAUUGACUGGGUGCAGGAGCUGUUCCCCUGGUCAACGAGCUAUGCCGAUGUCUAUGACACUGUGGGCCUCCUUACAGACAAGACGGUAAUGGCGCACGGCGUGUGGCUGAAAGACGAGGAAGUGGCACUGCUGAAAGAGCAUGGCACGGGCGUGGCUCAUUGCCCCAACUCUAACAUUUCUCUGAGGUCGGGACUCUGCGACGUCCAGAGGCUUCUCCGUGCGGGCCUCAGAAUCGGCCUCGGCACAGAUUGCUCAGGUGGAUACUCUCCAUCGAUCUUAAAUUCCCUGCGCCAGGCUCUGCUCGUGUCAAAGACCCUCUCCACAAUGACCGAAGGCUACGAGAGCAUCACCCUGAAGGAAGCUUUUCGUUUCGCUACUUUGGGAGGCGCUAAAGUCGUUCGUAUGGAGGAUCGGAUUGGAAACUUUGAGGUUGGGAAGGAGUUCGAUGCUCUUUUAGUCGACACAGAAGCAACAGGGACACCUCUUGACAUCUUCUUAGAGGAUAAAACCGAAGAGAAGAUUGAGAAAUUCCUCUACAACGGAGACGACCGAAAUAUUCUACGGGUUUACGUUGCUGGAAAGAAAGUAGUGGAUCAAACGCGACGUUCUUCUUCAGUCAUCCCUUGAAUGCGGUUCUGGAACGGCCGAUUUUUAUUUUCUUUAAAUAAUGGUUGUUGUUUCCAAAUUGGACUUUAUUUUGUUGUUAAAUAUUUUGACCGUUAAUACGCAUGGUUAUU